UGGUUGCUGAGGUAGCUCAUGUUCCUAUGGAAGGUUUUGCAUCCAAUCCCAAAUUGCUUUGGGUAACUCUACUACUAUGUGCUUUAAGUGGAAGGUCCACAGAGUAUACUUCGAAGGCUUUACUGUCCUUGAAUCCUCCAUGGAACAGAAUUUACAGGGGAGAGAAUGUGACCCUUCACUGUAAGGGAUCAGGCACUUCACAUAGCAACCAGACCCAGUGGUUCCACAAUGGUUCCAGCACCUCAAUUCAAACUCCCAGCUAUAGCAUCAUUUUUGCCAACCUCAAUAACAGUGGAUACUAUAGGUGCAAGACAAGUGAUUCUACCCUCAGUGACCCUACAUAUAUAGGAGUCUACAGUGACUGGCUGCUCCUCCAAGCUUCACUUACAAUCAUAGAAGAGGGAGAAUCCCUACUUCUGAGUUGCCAUGGUUGGAAGAACCGAAAUGUCUAUAAGGUGACUUUCUACCAUAAUAAUAAAGCCCUCAAAUACUGGUAUGAGAACUACAACUUCUCCAUUCCUUUUGUCACAAGCAACAACAAAGGUUUCUACCACUGCACUGGCAUCCUAUGGAGGAUACCCUACACUUCAGAGAGUCUCUAUCUUGAUUUCAAAGCUGAAAAAGGUCCUGUAAGAUAUAUGCAUUUUCUACUCCCAUUGAUGAUUGGAAUUCUAUUUGUUGUGGACACGGCGCUGUUGGUUUUGACACAGAAGCAACUCCAUUUCCUCAUUGAAAAGGAGAGGAUCUUGGCAUCCAAAUACCCUGCAAAGGCUGUUAUUGAUGAGGAGUCUAAGGCUAAGUCCGAUGAUGAAGCUGAUCUUGAGCCUGCACCUGAACCUGAACCUGAACCCGAACCCGAACCUGAACCCGAACCUGAACCUGAACCUGAACCUGAACCUGAACCUGAUCCUGAACCUGAACCUGAUCCUGAACCUGAUCCUGAUCCUGAUCCUGAUGUCACAGCAUGAGCCACAGAGCUUCAAGACCACAGAACAGACAUGUUGCUCCAGGAGUCAUUUUCUUCAUCUGUAAAAUGAAGAAAUGGUAGUAAAUAAUUUUUAAAGUCUAGCUCUAAUAUUGUCUGCCUAUUUCUCUUUCUGUCUGUACUCUUCCUCCUUUAUCCUUGUUCUUGACACAUACACUCACAGAAUCUUCCAAGUCUUCUUUUCUGCCCAGCUUCCUUCCUCUUUCUACUUGAUCUCAGUCAGUAGACAGUGUCCUGUUCUUUCCCCUCACUCCAGAGGCUGAUUGUGAAGAAGAGCAUGGACAUGACAGGUUGAAAUGAACUAAAAUGUUACAUAGCUGUGCUAAGCUAUAUCAUCAUGUAAAGUAAUGAUAUUUCUCUCUGAGUUCUUAAGUGUGUUGCACAUUUUGAUUUUAUAGUAGCUAGCAUGGCAGAAAGAGAAAAAGAUGGAUUUAUUCAAUAAGAAGGUUCUGAAGUAAUAAAGGUCAGUCAUUUGAAUAGCUGUUCUCCUUUGCCUAUUAAUUGUAGGAGCACAACAAAAGAAAAAGAAGCAGUACCCCCCCCAAAAAAGUAUAUGACCUUGGAGAUUCAAGCACUGCAUUGGAACUCAGGAGACCUGGGUUCUACCACUUACUAAUUGUGUGAACACAGGCAAAUACAUUUCUCCCUAUGGGCCUCAUUUUCUUUGCCUGUAAAAUAGAAGGGUAGAACUAAAAAAAAAAUUACAAGAGCCUUUCUUUAGUGUCAAUAUGUUAGCAACUUUCCUUCUGUGCCAUCACUCUCAUCCUUAACCCUGAGGGGAGAUGAGGCUUCUGUGGAACCUUAGAAUGAAACUUUCCCCUUCCACAAUCCUGCUAUUUAACCAUUGUUGGCAGUAACUCUUCUAGAUGUUGUUGUUCAGUCUUUUCGAUCAUGUCUGACUCUUUAUGAGCCAAUUUGGGGUUUU
Molecule: messenger RNA, 1910 nt
Organism: Vombatus ursinus (common wombat)
Lineage: Eukaryota; Metazoa; Chordata; Mammalia; Diprotodontia; Vombatidae
Gene: FCER1A
Product: Fc fragment of IgE receptor Ia
Exons: 5
Coding region: 27-968 (313 amino acids)
Biological process (GO): cell surface receptor signaling pathway
Molecular function (GO): transmembrane signaling receptor activity
Source: RefSeq, a predicted model, not a curated record